AUGAAAACUAACACAAGAUCCAGAGAGACGGAGUGGACUCUUGCAUCUUUUGGAUUAAGAAAUAUCUCAGGUCAAUUGCAAUACUCAGUACCUGAAGAACUGAAAAAGGGAUCUGUGGUUGGGAAUGUGGCAGAAGAUCUUGGAUUAAAUGUUAAGGAAUUAGCAUUAAGAAAAUUCCAAAUUCUUCCUUAUGCUACGAAGCAAUAUUUCAGUAUUAAUUUGGAAAAAGGAGAUUUACUGGUAUCAGAGAGAAUUGAUAGAGAAACAUUAUGUGUUGUGAAAUUCAGUUGCUUUAUUAACCUAGAAGCUGUUAUUGAAAAUCCUUUGAUGUUUUACACAGUCACAAUAGAAAUCCAGGAUGUAAAUGAUAACCCACCUAUAUUUUCUAAGAAACACUUUGAUGUAGAAAUUAGUGAAGUCACUUUACCUGGUGCACAUUUUGCAUUAGGGAAUGCAAAAGACCCUGAUUUAGAAGCAAACUCCAUACAAAGGUAUACAUUAAGUGGCAAUGAGCAGUUUACUCUUGGAGAAAAAAACACUAGAGAUGGACUUAAGUACCCAGAAAUUAUUCUAGAAAAAGCCCUUGACAGAGAAAAGCAGAGUUUUUAUGAACUAAUUUUAACUGCUUUUGAUGGAGGAAAACCUCCAAAAACUGGCACUGCUAUUGUUAACAUUAUUGUACAGGAUUUUAAUGAUAACUUUCCCAUAUUUACUCAGGACACUUAUGAUAUAAAGUUGUCUGAGGAUGUGCCCAUAGGUUUUCUGGUAGUGUGCUUAAAUGCGACUGAUGAGGAUGAAGGCUCUAAUGCCUUAAUUAGUUAUUCAUUCAGCCAUAUACCUGAACAAGCACAGGAAGUAUUUGCUCUAGAUUCCUUAACUGGUGAAAUCAAGAUUAUUGGGACUUUGGACUAUGAAGCAUCAGACGCUUAUGAAAUGACUGUGGAGGCUAAAGAUGGAGGUAGUCAUGUCACACAUUGCAAUGUCGCUAUAAAAGUAGCUGAUAUAAAUGAUAAUGCCCCAGAAAUAAUAAUCACUACUCUUACAACUACUAUACCAGAGGAUUCCCCACCAGGAACUGUUAUAGCAAUAAUAAAUAUUCAUGACAGAGAUUCUGGAUUAAAUGGGGAAGUUCAUUGUGAAAUCUCAGAUACACUAGAUUUCCAAUUAAUACCAUCAUCCAGCAAUUACUAUACAUUAGUAUCUUCAGCUAGAAUGGACAGAGAGAGGACAUUUAUUUACAACACUACAAUAAAGUGUGUGGACAGUGGAUCACCCCCUCUAUCUAGUAAUAAAGUCAUUGAGCUGACUGUUUCUGAUAUAAAUGACAACUUUCCUGUGUUUGAUAGAACAAGCUACAUUAACUACAUAGUAGAACAUAAUCAACCCGGGAUUUCAAUUCAGAAUGUUCAUGCUUCAGAUCUUGACUUUAAUGAAAAUGGAAAAGUUACCUAUAGCAUCCUAAAUAGCAACAUAGAGAAUAUUCCAAUAUCAUCAUAUGUUUCUAUAAAUUCAAUGACUGGAGUUAUUUAUGCCCAGAGGUCAUUUGACUAUGAACAGUUGCGGGAAUUUCAGUUCCAGGUGAUGGCUAAAGACAGUGGAUCUCCUCCUCUAAGCAGUAAUGUCACAGUGAGGAUAUGUAUCAUUGAUAAGAAUGAUAAUGCUCCUAAGAUUCUCUACCCAUCGCCAGACACCGAGGGAUCAGCAUUAUUUGAGUUUAUUCCUCACUCUGCUGAGAAAGGUUAUCUGGUCACCAAAGUGAUUGCAGUGGAUGCUGACUCUGGACACAAUGCCUGGCUCUCCUAUCACUUACUACAAGUUCAAGAACCAUCUACAUUAAAUAUUGGACAAUAUACUGGGGAAAUCAGGAUUGGACGAGAUCUUCAGGAUACAGAUAAUUUAAGGCAAAAACUUGUGGUUCUGGUUAAGGACAAUGGAGUCCCUUCUCUGUCAUCUACAGUCACUUUGAUUUUGGUUGUUGCAGAGAAUUUUCAGCAAGUUGUGCCACAGAUAAAAAGACAACUAAUAAAUUCAGACAUGCCCUCCAAUGUAACUUUUUAUCUAAUCAUAUCCAUAGCUCUGAUUUCUUGUCUAUUCAUUAUUACUGUUAUCAUUACAAUCAUGGUUAAAUGCAGAAAAGCCAACACCCAAACUACUUUUGGAGCAUAUAAUAGAAAUGUGUACCCUCAGUUCACCCUGGGAUGUCCUUCUGAGAUCAGUGAUGCAAGUUUACCUUUCCCAUUCUCAUAUGAUGUGUGUGUGACUCUGGACUCAAAGCAGAAUGAAAUUGCUUAUCUGAAACCCAUGCAGAAUGUCCCCACAGACAAUCUCAUAGACACUGAGGGUUCAGCAGCUCGGAAUGAUUCUGUAAAAAAUGAUUUGCCCCCCAACAAUAUUAACCAGGUAAUUUAA
Bufo gargarizans (Asiatic toad) is the source of this 2409-nucleotide messenger RNA. Its product is annotated as protocadherin gamma-B2-like. Gene Ontology annotation, biological process: homophilic cell-cell adhesion. The transcript has a single exon. The coding region runs from base 1 to 2409 and encodes 802 amino acids. Gene Ontology annotation, cellular component: plasma membrane. The record is from RefSeq and is a predicted model, not a curated record. NCBI's taxonomy places the organism in Eukaryota, Metazoa, Chordata, Amphibia, Anura, Bufonidae. Gene Ontology annotation, molecular function: calcium ion binding.